Messenger RNA from Morone saxatilis (striped sea-bass), 2082 nucleotides. It is a transcript of the gene cep70, whose product is annotated as centrosomal protein 70. Lineage: Eukaryota; Metazoa; Chordata; Actinopteri; Moronidae. The transcript has 17 exons. Bases 132 to 1856 code for a protein of 574 amino acids. Gene Ontology annotation, molecular function: gamma-tubulin binding. Gene Ontology annotation, cellular component: centrosome. Gene Ontology annotation, biological process: cilium assembly; regulation of microtubule cytoskeleton organization. The record is from RefSeq and is a predicted model, not a curated record.
ACAGCGCACUUGUUUGAAUGGCGGAAGAGGAGAGGCGUAUGGUGGAGUAAAGUAAAUAGUAACGUCUGCUGUUUUGCACUAUUGGAAAACUCGGUAGCUGAUAACGGAAACACCAAUUGAGCGGGGAAACGAUGGAACAGCAGGAGCAGGUAGAAUGGGACGAUGUGAAUAAACUUUUGCAGCAUCAUGGUUUCAAGCCAGUGUAUUUUGCGGAUCCCGUAGAGAAUAAGACCCUUUCGGAUUUGGUUCUGCUGGACAAGAAGUCAGCUGGUGAGAUCAGGAUGACUCUGAGGACGAUGCUCACAGACUCAGAGAGAAGACAGACUCUCAUCCAGGAGCUCAUCAAGUCCAACAACCAACUCAAAGAGGAGGCUCAUGAGCACGUGAACCGAGCGGCUCAGCAGUCUCAGAGGGCCACGGAGCUGGAGGGGCUGCUGGACGUGGUGAAGACUCGAGUCCAGGACCUGGAGGACCGCUACCUCGGCAAGGCCGUCGAACAGCACGGCCACACACAAAGACUGCAGCAGGAAAAACAAGAAGCACAGAAACUGUGUCAGGCUCUGGAGCAGAGGCUGUCCAAGCAGAGGGAGGAAGCAGCUCAGCUUCAGAGGAAACUUUAUUUCACCAUCAAAGAAGAAGAGCGACGAUUGGCUCGACAGAGUCAGACCUUCCAGCACAUCUGCAACAAAGUCAGCCAGCAGAACUCCCCUGCAGACCAGCAGGUUCUGGAUGUGAUCGACUUCUAUGAGACUAAAAUGACUCAGCUGCUGGAUGAGCUCAGAUCUGUCAAAGGAGAGCCAGCAGGAAAUCAUGUGGUUCAUCAGACAAGAAUCAAGAAGGCAUCCAGCAAUGUUACUCCGUCUUUUAAAACUAUUCUCAAGGCGUACCAGGAACAGCAAAAGGGAAACAAAAGUCGAAUAGAAGAGCUGCAGAGGGACGUGGAGCGCCUGAAGCAAGAGCUGGAGACGAGGCCGACACUCAAAGAGGUGAAGUUCUACAAACACAAACUCCGCCGAUUGGAAGCGUUGAACGCACACAGUAACACAAGAUUGCAUAAAGAGGACAACGAGACAGAUAUCAGUGAGAACAUCAGUGAGCCAGUGAGGGAAGCCAGUCUGCGUGCCCACUAUCACAAUCUGUUGAAUGAGAUCAGUGCUGUUGUGACCAAUCCCAGUGCUCCGUUUCGACUGCACAGACAGAAGAACCCGUCUGUCGGCCCGGCUGACUUUCAGACCCUCCUCCCCACACUGGAGGUCUGGGCCCAGCAGCUCCACCUACUGAAGGAUCUGCAAAAGGGUUUAAAUAAACUGAGCGGCAGACUGACGCCCUGGCAGCCGUCUGAUGUCGGCCAUAAUGAUGCAGAAGUGGUGAAGGUGGAGGACAUGAUGCUGCUGGUGGACACCAUGCUGGAAAACACCUCAACUGACAGUGAGAAGGUACUCAGGAGUCCCACUCGAUACACUCUGGCCUCCAUGGUGUCUCACUUCCAGAAGCUGUUUGACGUGACCUCGCUCAGCGGAGUGUACCCACGUAUGAACGAGGUCUACACCCGGCUGGGGGAGAUGACCAACACCAUGAGGAACCUCCGAGAUGUUCUGGACCUAGACAGCAGGGCUCCUUCUGCCGAGGUGGUGAACCACGUGGCCAGACUGGUUUCCUCCACUGAGCACACUGCUGGAUUCCAUAGUCUGCUGGGAGAUGCUGACAUUGACAGUAUCAUCGUCAAAGUGAAGCAGCACGAGGAGUUCUUCCCUGCUUUCCAUGCUCUCAUCACGGACAUUUUACAGACUCUAGGAGUAAGUCACCUGGACGACAUCCUUCCAGCUGUGAAGUCUUUGAAACAAACAGCACGGUGACACACUGACUGAUCUGAGGGCUGUGCUUUGUUCUAUGUAAUAAUUGUGGAGUGAUUUUUGUUUUUAAUAAAAAACUGUUUGAUAAAUGAUUCACAAUGAAUAUCUGCAUUAAUGCUGGAGAAUAAACAACAAGACGGGAGCAUACUUAAUUACAUAUUUUAUUAAAGUUACCUACUGCAGAUUUCAGAUUUAGCACAGGUAUGGGUGUUGAUGACUAAAAUUCUCA